AUGCCAAUUGAUACUGUCAUUAUUUCAGGUUUCAAGCUUGAUACAAAAGUUUUGAUGAUUAAAGUUGUUUCCGACAAGUUAGCUUGCGUAAUGGAAUGCUACAAAGAGGCAUGCUGUAGAUCAAUUAACUAUAAAAAGACAUCAACCUUCCAGAAUGAACCAAAUUGUGAAAUAUUACACAACGUGGUCCACAAUAGUUCUGAGAAUGCAUUGAUGAAAACCUCUUCAUUCGAUUAUGUCUAUCUUGUUGACCCAGAAAAGGUAAGAUGAGUGUGGCCGUAUAGUAAAUUUUUCAACGAAAGCCGGAAUUAGUAUUUCCUCUCCUCUGUCCCUAGAAACAACGCAAAAGAGCAAAUGUGUGCCCAUGUAUGGCCAGAGAAUUCAAGUGGUUUUGCCAGGGGUUUUUUUCUGAUCAUUCAACUAUCUAAUUAGUGGCGUCAGUAUAACGACUGAUAAAUUACUUAGCUUUAGGGAAACCAGGGUAAAUCAUUAAUAAACUAAUACAGUAUAAUAGCUGAUAGGACUGUAGCUAUUUCACCUAAAAUCACUACAAGCGAUGUUGAAAAUAGUUUAAAAUUAAAUUAACGAGCUUUUCCACUGUAGGAAUACAAUGCCAGCUGUUUUGCAAACGAUUCAGAGGACAACGUCAGAGGUACCAAUAUUACAUUCAAUAAUUUGGUGAUUUAUUUUGUUAUUGUUAAAGGGAAAUGGCAAUAUAUUUUUUUAUUUUUUGAUUUGGGAGAACUUUUAAGACUAUAUAUAUAAUACUCUUUACCGUUUUUUUCAUAUCUUACUUACUGCUACAAAUGUUUUGAUCGAAAGGUAUAAAAUGUCCGCCAUCUUCAUGAAGAAUUUUUGUAGAUAUGUAUGUACGUCACAACAGGGAUCACGCAAUAUUUUUAUCUAGACAACCACUAAUCAUUUUGCACUCAAAACUAUACUCUGUGUGCUCUUCGAAAUUUCAAGAUCACUAAAACCUUUCAAACACUCAUUAAUAAUUCUGUCAUAAGUUUAUUGGCAAAUCAUGUCAACCAUAAUAUGUCACGUGCAGUGGCUUUUAACCUGUCAUGGUAAAACACUCCUAAUUAGUAUUCUUUAUAUAAAGUUUACUAAUAACGCUGUAUCUAUUGUAGUCGUGUCCGCAUUAAAUUUGUUAUAAAAAGUUUAUAUACUGAUUUCCAAACCUCGAUAAUUACCUCUGAAUUCCCACUCCUUUUAUUAUAGUUGGCCAUGGCGUAUUGCAAGGAGAUUGCCUCAUUCCUCUUCUUUUUAACAUGUGCUUCAAUAUAUUCAUUCAGCAUACCAAUGCUGAAAAGUACCGUCAUUCUGGAUUUUCCUUCAAAUUACUUAAUCCCAUCAACAGGUCCCAGUUUGCUGAUGUUGCGGCAGUAAGUACUGGCCAAGAAUCCGAAAACUAACAUCUAUUAAAUCUAUUUUCUAUCUCACUGGUGCCAAUGGUCUGAUAUGAUUAUCCGAGUUGACAAAUGCAGUACCUUGGCAUUAAAAAAGCGAUCACAAAAUCAGUUCAGUACUUGCCAAAACUCCUCAUCAGCAAUCAACUAAUACCAAAAAUUACCAUUGGUCCAGGAGAAUCAUUUCAAUAUUUAGGACGUUACUUUGAUUUCCACUAUUACGCAAAACAGCCAUAUAGACAAUAAUAUAAUUUAGUAUAAUUACAUAGGUAAUUAUUGAAAAUUCUCCACGCUGAUUGGUUGCCGUUGAGGUGAUUAUUACGCGAUAAUCACCUAAGCGAUUUUCAAAAUGGCGGCCGAAGCCUUUUUGUCAAUUAAAUGACGAAGAGAUGUGUAUUUUUUUAUUUUUUCCAUAUAAUCACCUAUGAAAUUAUACUAAAACAAUUAUUCACCCCAGGCUCGGUGAUUAUCGUGAAUAAAAACCUCGACUUCGUCUCGGUUUUUAUUCACCGAUAAUCACCUCGCCUUCGGCGAAUAAUUGUUAAAUAAAAAAUUUAUUUAAGAAGAACUAACGUUUCGUCUUUAACCUAAGACAUCUUCAGAGUAAAUGAAUAUAAGUAUGACAAUGGGUUACAAAUAUGAAUAAAUUACUAUAUUCAUUUACUCUGAAGAUGUCUUAGGUUAAAGACGAAACGUUAGUGCUUCUUAAAUAAAUUUUUUAUAUUAUAUUAUUAUCUAUAUGGCUCUUUUGCGUACGUUAUGCUGGACAUUAAUCUUUAUACUACGAUUACGAUUCCCGCCUGGUUCAUCACUUGCAAGUGAUUUCCGCAUGUCGAAUGAUAAACAUAAAACUUAACUAACCACUCUACUUAAUGAACUAAUGACUGAUAUUGACUCAAAGCCACUGCACCCCAAAUAUAAACUUCUCUUCUACAGUCGCUACGUCUUGUCCAAGUUAGCAUGGCCCUUCUCCGUCGCAAAACUCUCUAAAACAUGGGUUACUGAAAGUAUCGAUUCUAUUGCCAACAAAUAUAUCCGCAGAUAGCUUCAAGCCAAUAUCAGGAACACUAAGUACUGUCUUUCUAACAAAUACCAAAUUUGGCCUGAGUAUUUAUCCUCCAUCUGUAAAAUUUAUCCAGUGUCAAACAGUCCUCCGAAAAGCUCUAAAAGCUGCGGAAAGACCCUGGUUGGGGCUGGUCACGUGACACCCCAGAAUCUGGGGUGUUUUGCUUUUCGCUCAAAAAGCUCUAGUAAAUUAUGCACAAUAUAUAAUUAGUUACCAAUCUUCUAUGUAGGCGGAACUGUCAGUAUAAUUGUCUUUUUUGUCAGUAAAUGUAAUUGUAAACCGCUAUUAUAUAGCACUAUUCACUUCGUAUCAUAUCUUAAUUCACUAGCGCAUUAUUAAUCUACCCGUCGAAGACUGCAGAUUGGCAGUUGAAAGCUUGCCGUAACAAAUAAAUCUUUUUAACCAGAGAUCGUUUACACAAUUAAUUAUGAAUCCUGGUUUCGCCUCCAAUACUUUUAAAUACGUAUGAUGGAAUUGGUCGAAUUUCGAUAUGUAAACUAAUUUAAAAUUAAAUACACGAUCUUAUGUGCUGUUUAAUAAACGAGCAGGAGUGUUUUAUUAGGUUUAAAGCGAAUGGCUUUAGACCUAACAACGUUAACCUCGGGUCGGUGGAUAGGGGAUCGUCUGGUAAAUAUCCAAAAAUUGUGUAAAUCACGAUAGUUUAAUAGUUCACUAGUAUAAAUGGUGAAUCAGUUAAUCAAAGCUCCGUUUUAAUAUUUUAUUGACAAUAAUUACUGGCCCUCAUCAAACCUAUUGUUUUCUCUCUGCAUUAUAUCAGCGAAUGUCGAGAAGUUUUCAUUUAACGUUCUACUGAAAAACGGGAGCGGCCUUUUUGGUUGUAUAGGGAAAUUCCGGCUCAGGGGUAAAUGUUUAUACGCGUCAUAUUCUAUGUACGCGUUAAAAUAGCACACAACAUUAUUAAAAAUAAUGCAGCGUGCAUCAGUGCACACAGACAUUAUUAGCAAUAAUGCAUCUUCGUCACCCUGACAUGUACACGCGAUAACGUGAACAUCCCAAUAUGAGAAGGUGACAGUGCUAAAGGCCCCCCAUACGGUGUCGUCGGGUGCCUGAAGCACUGUUGGAAACGGUCGCUGUGAGUCUUUUCAGUUCAAUUUUAUAGAGAAAUAGUUUCGUUUGCGCUCGUGGGAUUUUAUCCUAGAUAUACGCAUGUGCAGAAUACACCAUAAGUUCUGUUCCCGUGUUUAUCCAAUACGCUAUUUGAGUAAACCUUAUCAUUAAUGAUAAUAUGUAAACUAGAACACUAUAAUUGACCUCCGCUUGUGGAGAUUUUAAUUUAGAGCGAUUAAUUAAACUGAAAUCUGUUCUAUCACAAUGCACUACAGUGCCUAUGGUUAUGUCUAUAUGCAUGUCCUCACAAAUGUCUAGUGUAACGUUGGAUAGGUUCAUUGUCAUACGGUCCCGACAAGCAGCAACGUGCAGUAGUCUUCCAGCCGAAAAUAAUUACUUUUGAUUCGGGUCAGUAAUUAUAUUAGAUAACAAGUGAAAGUUGGCCGCGGUAUUCCCAUGCUAUGCAUACGAUAUAUUGUACAUUAUAUCAACAUAUACUCGAGAAUAGUUAUCCAGCUAAACAUGUAUGUCAAAAUUAUCACAUCUUCUGGUUUUAAAUCAACAAUUCUGACGGAUUUUGUGCAAGGACAGCUUCGGGUUCCGUUUCGCUUUGGCCGAUGCUUGCCGGAAGUACAAUUAUUUACCGGAAGCUGUCGUCUCCUCCGCAGGCCCUUCGAUCUUCGACUACGCGCGCGGCUCGACACAAAUGGCAAAAAAAACAAAAAAAACAAGAAAAAAAAAAAUAGGAGCCGAAUUUAAGAUCUCGGUGUCGUACCGACCCGAGGUAAUAAAACACGACCUGCGAGUUUAUUAAACGGCUUCAAACAAGACUACAAAUUCAAUAGAUAUACUGCUUUAUUAGUAUUCUUUAUAUAAAGAAUACUGAUGAGGACACGACUACAAUAGGUACUGCCUUAUUAGUAUUCUAUAUAUAAAGAAUACUAAUUAGGAGUAUUUUAUCAGGUUUAAAGCCACUGCACGCGACAUAUUAUGGUUGACAUAAUUUUCCAAUAAGCUUAUAAAUGAUUACCAUUGUUGAAAGUUUGUGCAAAGUGCCAUACCCAUGCAAGGCCCAGAAACAUUUCGUCGUAAUUGAACAUUAUUCGAUAUAUUAAAUAUUUUCAAAAUGCUUAUAAAAGAUGUGUAUUAUUAAUAUUGUUUUACAUCCAUGUUUUGUCGUUAUCGAAAAAUAUAUUGCUUAUAAUUGUCACUAGUGAAUGCGCGUAUGCCGUGCACAAUAUGAGACUUAUGACUCUAGGCUAAAUGUACCAAAUGAAUGGUUCUGCCGACUGUGCGCACCACCUGUUGCUAAGAAGUCUAAAACAUCUGGGUAAUUUUUUUCUUAUUUAAUGUAAGAAAAAUCGCACUUUAACGCCAUUUUCAACUUGCAAUCGUUUUGUUUUGAGAUCAGGGGGGUAUUACCUAAAGAGGGGAGGGGACGAAUGCCCUAAGAUAUACCCUAAGAGGGGGCGAAUCUCGUGGGGGCGAAAAUCCUGUGACAACGGCACUAGAAUGUUUUCGGGACCCCCUUCCUCCUCUCGUCUGCGACAUUAACGGAGGUAGCUUCGCCGCACUGUACCGUCCACAGAAAAUUAUUUGGCCCCAAUCUUAAUUCAGAGGUAUUGCGCGGGAAAGCAAGCAGCGAGAAUAAUUGGUACAUAUAUACUGUCAGUAUACUAUAUAAAUAUCAAGUAUACUUUGUUGUUGAAUACAUUAUGGCGCAACGUCAAAAUUUUCCAUUGAGGCACAUUCGAUACUUUCUCAUUGCCUUAACCUUUUUAUUAUACCUAUUAAAGUUUUUAUGAAUCCGGGGAAAGAGAAGAUGGUGUGUAUCUUAUAGAUCCUGAUGGCUUCGGAACAUUCAAAGUCUGGUGUGAUAUGCAAGAUGGCGGAGGUUGGACAUUGUUUCAAAGACGACAGGACGGAAGUGUAGAUUUCUAUCGUGGUUGGUCAGACUAUAAAGUUGGUUUUGGUCACUUGACCGGCGAAUUCUGGCUUGGGUUGGAUAAAAUACAUCGUUUGACCACAUCUUCUACUCAAAGUAUUUUAAGAAUUGACAUGUGGGAUUUUGCUCGCACACACGCCUACGCCGAGUAUAAGAAUUUUUCUGUGGCUUCUGAGUCAGACAGUUACAAACUAAACAUUGGUAAUUUUUCAGGUAAAUAUAUAUAACAAUUGACUUAUAGCAAGGCAAUAAAAGUUAGACAGAACAUAACCAUACUAAAUUUAUAAAAGUGUGUAGUGUGGUAUAUACAUACAUGCUUCUCUCGUAAAAUAUUGCCUGGUUUAAGUUACAAGCAGUUUCUAUGUGUAAACAGUAACUAAAAAGACUUGAAAUUCGGUGGACAACAGUAUAAAUAAUAUUAUAAGCAACAAUAUGUUUUAGAAAAUGCGAAAAAUGUAGCUUUAUACAUGGCUCUUUCCAUCAAACGAACUCCUCAUGGAUUAAGAUCACGCUACUUCAUUCCUGAUACCAUGAUACUUUUUAUAUCAAAUAUAUCAAAGAUUCCAUGCGUGCAUGUUUCAACUUUAUGCGUAUAAUUGAAUUUUUUUUAAAUUAUUGCUUAUUUCAGCCGACUAAUAAAAAAAAAUCCCACUUGAAUCACGGAUCGUCUGAAAUGGGAUUUUCAGAGCCUUCUCUAGAGAAGACAAUGAAAAUCUCAUUUCGGACGAUUUAGAGACACCAGGUUUCCAAAUGCCCCCAUCCCUCUUUCCCCUACGUUUACCAAUCUUCCUAAGCCCCCGAUAACACGGGAGGAAAGUGAAGCCAAAAAUCCCAAGAUGGGAAUCUGAUAAGCAUACUCAAACUCCAAAAGUUUUGGGAUUUUUCUGAAUAUUUUCAGGCAAUGCUGGUGAUUCAUUCAGUAAUCUCAACGGAAUGAUGUUCACGACCAACGACAGAGAUAAUGACUUAAAGCUUGACCAGAACUGCGCAACGAAACGCCAAAGUGCUUGGUGGAACAAAAGGUGUGGCUACUCCAAUCUGAAUGGGCUGUAUUUCGCGACGUCAAAUGUGACUGCGCAAGGAAUUAUCUGGUACCAUUGGAAAAAUGAUUGGAAAACCAUGAAGAAUGUUGAGAUGAAAAUACGUCUAUCUUAG
Messenger RNA from Paramuricea clavata, 6646 nucleotides. Lineage: Eukaryota; Metazoa; Cnidaria; Anthozoa; Malacalcyonacea; Plexauridae. The record is from the annotation of a GenBank genome assembly.